UCGAAAACAGAGCACUCGGCUGGCAGGCCCUUCUGCAUCAGUCGGGCACCCACACGAGCCUCCAGGAAGGUCGCUGACAGUAGCGAUGCUCAAGUGGAACGAGUUCCGUGACAAGAGACGUCUGCAGGAACAGCGGCGCUCCGCUUGCCUCGAAAGCCGUGCUCCUCGUACAACUCCCCUGCGUGUGCGUUCCUCGGAGGCUGGGAAAGGAGGGAGCACCGCUUCAGUAACAGAGAAAGGCUGUUCAACUCUCACGGGGCCCAGGGAGGCCGUGGUUUCGCUGAAGGGUCUGAGCCAAGUAGACGCUGCGGGCAGGGAGCUCAGUCCUUGCCCGAAGGAGUCUGCGGCUGCUGUUCCCCGCAGAGGCUCCCGGACCCGCAGCGUCCCGAAGCCGGCGGGGAUCAGCUGGAGCCGCACGGGGCCUGCCAGCCCGCGCCUCGUGGGGCCGCGCUGCGCCGGCUCGAGGGCAGGGAGUAAAGGACGAAGGAAGCCUGAAGGCAGGAUCGCGCUGUCGGUCGACAUCAGUCCAUCCGUGUCGCUCGCUCAAGUCCCCCGGCCACGGCAGUGUCUCGUGAACCGGGAGCCUCGGUAUAAGGGGAGCCCGGGGGGCAGGGACAGCCCCCGCUCUGAAGCCGCCGGACCAUCUUAUUUGCCGAGCUCACACGAGGAUGGUGUGGGAUGCUCCCCAGCACCGUCCCGGUCUGCAGAGAAGCGAAACAGCCGGCCCUUGAAGGCUCCUUCCACUCCCGGGUAA
This is a messenger RNA of Catharus ustulatus (Swainson's thrush), 754 nucleotides long. RefSeq lists its product as uncharacterized. Lineage: Eukaryota; Metazoa; Chordata; Aves; Passeriformes; Turdidae. The coding region runs from base 86 to 754 and encodes 222 amino acids. The record is from RefSeq and is a predicted model, not a curated record. The transcript has 2 exons.